This is a messenger RNA of Sphaeramia orbicularis (orbiculate cardinalfish), 4609 nucleotides long. It is a transcript of the gene nfascb, whose product is annotated as neurofascin homolog (chicken) b. Gene Ontology annotation, biological process: cell-cell adhesion. Bases 129 to 3785 code for a protein of 1218 amino acids. The transcript has 27 exons. Gene Ontology annotation, molecular function: protein binding. The record is from RefSeq and is a predicted model, not a curated record. NCBI's taxonomy places the organism in Eukaryota, Metazoa, Chordata, Actinopteri, Kurtiformes, Apogonidae.
AGCCUCGCUUAUCUCGCCUGUCAUACUUACUUUAGGAUGACAGAGUGACAAAUAAUACUGAAACAGGAUGCUGCUGGACAGAUGAAGGUCAGAGUGGAGAUGCUGCUGUGAAUCUAUUGUGACAAAAGAUGAGAAUCAGUUCUUCACUGCAACGAGUGGAAAAAGACCUCAAGGUGUAUGCAAAAAACUUCACUGAAAGUGGAGUCAGUGUUCAAAGGUGCUGCUGGAUCCUAUGCCCUGUAAAGAUGGAGACACUGGUUAAACCAGUGCUGCUGCUACUUUUAUGGCAGAGUGUCUGGGCAUUUGACGUCCCACUGGAAGUCAGACAGCCUCCAACCAUCAUUAAACAGUCUUUGAAGGAGCAUAUUGUUGACCCUAAAAGCACCAUGGUCAUAGAAUGUGAAGCCAAAGGAAACCCUCAACCCAUUUUCUCAUGGAGGCGGAAUGGGAAGUAUUUUAAUGUGGCACGUGACUCUCAGACGUCGAUGCGCAGGCGCUCAGGGACGUUGGAUAUCUCUGCCUGGAACAAUCCAGAACAGUAUGAGGCAGAGUAUCAGUGUAUUGCCUCCAAUGAAUAUGGAUCUGCCUAUUCCAACAAGAUUAGACUACAACUAUACAGAGCUCCUGUUUGGCCGAGGGAGAUCCUGGAGCCUGUGGUGAUCAGUGCUGGUUUACCUUUGGUCUUAUCUUGUGACCCACCUCCAGGCCCCCCUAAACCUGAAACCUACUGGAUGUCAAGCUGCUCAUAUGCAAGACCUUUCAACUGGCCGAUUCAGACAGCGUUCCCCACCAUGCAGGCUGUGCGGCAGGAUCGCAGAGUUUCCAUGGGAAUAAACGGAGACCUGUACUUCUCAAAUGUUCACUUCAAUGACUCUACUACUGAUUACUGCUGUAAUGCCCGCUUUCCCUACAAGAACGUCAUCCAGCAGAAGAUGCCUGUGGUUGUAAAGGUGCUGACAACUCGUGCAAUGGCUGAGGCUGCCCCCACCUGGAUGUCCCCCAAAGGUUCAUCCAGCUCCAGACUGGUCCUGCUAGGUGAGGAGCUGCUGCUGGAGUGUAUCGCUGGAGGAGUGCCAACUCCUCAUAUUACAUGGAUCAAGGAUGGUGACAACCUAGUGGUGACGUCCCGCAUGAAAGUAAAGAACUUCAACAAGAUGAUUCAGAUCCCUAAGGCAUCCUUUGAAGAUGCGGGUGAAUACACGUGCACUGCAACCAAUAGAAUUGGAUACAUUGAACACACCAUAACUGUGAGGGUCAAAGCGGCUCCUUUCUGGUUGGAGAAACCCACUAACUUGGUCUUGGCCCCAGAGGAAAAUGGACGCUUAGUGUGUCGUUCUGAUGGAGCUCCUCGUCCCACAAUUGAGUGGUUCAUAAAUGGGGAGCCAAUUGAAUUUGCUACACCUCAGCCUAACAGACAGGUGUCAGGAGACACACUGAUAUUUCAGAGUGUGACUGCAGCAAACACAGCUGUGUACCAGUGCAAUGCUUCAAAUGAGUAUGGAUACUUACUGGCCAACGCUUUUGUCAAUGUGCUACAUGCCACACCACGCAUCCAUGGGCCCAGGAAUGAGCUGAUUAAGGUGAUAGAAGGCAGCCGGGCCUUUUUAGAUUGCCGUUAUUUUGGGUCUCCAGUGCCUGACCUACGAUGGUCAAAAUAUGGACAGGGGAAUCUUGAAGGGAACCGUUUUAAGACCUAUAGCAACGGGACGCUGGAGAUCAGGCGGAUACGCCUUGAGGACCAGGGAACUUACCUUUGUAUAGUCAGUAACCUCGCAGGAAGAGAUGAGAGUCAAGUGCGAGUAGAGGUCAAAGAGCCCACUGUGAUUGUCACAAAACCACAGAAUAUGAAAGUCAUUCGUGGAACUGACGUACGCUUUGAUUGUGGAGUUAAAACUGAUGCCACCACACCUGUCACUACUACAUGGAUGAAAGACAAAAAGCAAGUCACACUUGGAUGGAGGCUUAACCUGGAUGAAUCAAAUCUCAUCAUCACCAAUGUAAACAGAGGCGAUGAAGGCAAUUAUACCUGUAUAAUCAAAAGUGAACUGGACCAGAAGUCUGCUUCAGCGUAUCUAAUGGUGAUGGAUCGUCCCAACCCACCCACUGGUUUGCAGUUGUCAGAUCCAUAUGAGCGAACUGUAAGGCUCACUUGGGUUCCUGGAGACAGCAACCACAGUCCAAUUACAGAGUACUUAGUUCAGUAUGAUGAUGAUGACUGGCUGCCUGGCAAGUGGAGAAACCUGUCAACGUAUCCAGGGAACCUCAACUCUGUCAUUCUCCACCUGACACCUUUUACAUACUAUGAGUUCCGAGUCAUUGCUGUAAAUGAAAUCGGACCAAGUCGCCCCAGUCGUCCAUCUUCGCGUUUCCAGAGCAGUGGUGCACCACCAGAUGUAAUUCCGAAGAAUCUAAAAGGUGUGGGUACAUGGAGGAAUAAUAUGGAGAUCAGCUGGGAGCCUCUGACCUACAGAGAGUGGAACGGGCCUCACCUGAAGUAUCUGGUGUGGUGGAGAAGGAGGGAUUCCAGAGAGGAGUGGAAGAACGCUACCACCAAAUGGCUGAAAUACUACAUCUAUGAUGCAGAUACCUUCACUCCUUAUGAGCUCAAAGUCCAGGCUGUUAAUGACUUUGGGCUGGGGCCGGAGUCUCCCGUUGUCAUCGGUUAUUCAGGAGAAGAUCGUCCCACAACUGCCCCCCUGAACCUGAGGGUGUCGGACAUUGAGAGCACCCAGGUGACCGUGCACUGGGACCCGGUACCACGAGGCUCUCUUAUGGGAGAACUGAGAGAAUAUAAGGUUUAUUACUGGAGGGACAGCAGCCAGCUGAGAUGGCUGAGGGUCAACAGAGGCAUGAAGUCUAAAUCAUUUCCAGAUGACAACCCAGAGCCAUCUGGGGUCGUCACUGAUCUCCUUCCAUAUAGUAAUUACAAGAUGUACAUAGUGGUGACAAACAAUCGGUAUGAAGGGCCGCCUAGCAAUUACAUACACUUCUCAACACCUGAAGGAGUACCAUCUGUUCCCAGAUCCUUCAGGAUACAGCAGCGACAUCUGGACAGUAUUUAUGUUGACUGGGAUGUGCCAGCAGAACCCAAUGGAAUCAUCACCGGAUAUUCCCUGAAGUACCAGACUGUGAACGCCACCAGAGGAGAAGAGCUGCGAGUCGAGGAGUUCCCUCCAAAUGUAACAAGCUUCUCAGUACGGCGAUUUGACCGUUACACACGGUACAGAUUCUCUGUGGCGGCUCGAACUCGGAUUGGGAUAGGAGAGUGGUAUACCGAGGAGUCUCCCCAUUACACCACUGAAAUUUACGCUCAGGACCAGGUGGACAUCACCACUCAGGGCUGGUUCAUCGGGAUAAUGUGUGCAGUGGCUCUUAUUGUGCUCAUCCUACUUAUAGUGUGCUUCAUUAAGAGGAGCCGAGGGGGUAAAUACCCAGUGCGUGAAAAAAAGGACAUUUCACUCGAGCCAGUGGAUGAUAAAGAUCAGGAAGGAUCUUUCGACUAUCGAUCCCUUGAAAGGAUAGCACGUGUGUCCACUCUGCCUUAUCCUCGGCGAGAGGAGGAGAGAGGGCUUCAAAGAGGCCAGCCGUCUAUGGAGGCGAUGAUGAAACGGUCAGACAGUGACGACAGUCUGGUGGACUAUGGUGAAGGAGGGGAGAUACCGUUCAACGAGGACGGCUCCUUCAUCGGCCAGUACACAGGAAACAGGAGAGACGUCAGGGAGUUGGAUUUCGGCGGAGGUCUUGAACUUCACUCUCCAAUGAACACCAUCUACUCCCUGGCAUGAAACUUAAAACUGAAGCUUCUCUCAUGUGACUUUGAUGUGAGAACCUGAGGAAACCAUCAUGGUGUGUGGUGUCUGCUUGUGGCUGCAGGAGGGGGAAACAGCUGGAGCCCACAGUGCUGUUACCCUGUGUGUCCUUACAGAUAAUGAAAAUGUCAUGCAUUUUAGAGAGAAAACUGUGUAAUAAGUACGACAGCACUCCUGGAGAUUCAAAGCUUUGGUAUGUGAUGAAAAGAAGGCUUUACUUUUUGUUUUUUGUAUGGAAUUUUCUGUAAAUAUGAAACAGUAAGUUUUCAUAAAUAUGUAUAUAUUUAAUUAUUCCAUUACUGGAGGGAGACUGGCAAACACAGUAGGUAGAGACAGAAGUGAAUCAGUUUAUCAUGUUGAUAAAAGCAUUUGCAAAGGAUCAACUAAACUAUUGUCAUUACAUCUGUCUUUCUGCUAAUUUCGAUGAUGAGGUAUUUGUUCUCCUCAUACAGUACGUGAGCUGGUUGACAUAUACGUAACGUCUUAGAAUUGCCUCUUCUUUGUUUUGUGCACUAGUGAUGGCCACAGUGAGAGAUAAAGGAAGAUACAUUAUCUCCAGGAACUAGCCAUUUAUCUCCACUGCCAUGCCAGUCAUGACGUCAAAUCAUUUCGGGAAUCAGCAAAAAGUCAUAAACCAGCUGUAAAAUCACAUUUUUGAUAUUUCUAUCUAAACCUGCCUUUCACUCACUGUUGGAAAAUAAGAAAAAAAAAAUGUAAGUGUAAGAGCUGACUCCUAACAUCACUAUGUAUUACCACGGUUAUGUCAUCAUGUAAAUAAAGUGGAAGUAUUUUGAACAUUA